CAAGAGAGCUAUCAAUGUUUUUUUUGGAACCAAAGACACUAUUUUUGAACAUGGUUAGGUUGUCCUAAGGUAAAGCGCACAUAAAGGUAGGUAAGAACGUCGACAACUUUGACCAAUAAACGCUACCGUUUAGACCUUUGGACAUCUAAUCUAUCUCAACUACAUCGAACUUCCACCUUAACGGCCGGUCCACCGUCUCUUCAGAAAGCAAGACAAAACAUCUGUAAACCCGGGAAAAGCACAGACAGAAAUUGGGUCGGAUUCCAAAGAUGGGUGUAACACCAAAAAUUGCUCCAUCCAUGCUUUCAUCGGACUUUGCUAACUUAGCAUCGGAGGCAAACCGCAUGCUUGACUUUGGAGCUGAUUGGCUUCACAUGGAUAUCAUGGAUGGACACUUUGUCCCGAAUCUAACCAUUGGUGCUCCAGUUAUUGAGAGUUUAAGAAAGCACACAAAGGCAUAUCUGGAUUGCCACCUUAUGGUCACUAAUCCUAUUGAUUAUGUUGAACCUUUGGGUAAAGCUGGUGCAUCUGGUUUCACUUUUCAUGUUGAGGUAUCCAAAGAAAAUUGGCAAGAACUUAUCCAAAGAAUUAAAUCAAAAGGCAUGAGGCCUGGUGUGGCAUUAAAGCCUGGAACAGCAAUUGAGGAGGUUUAUCCUCUGGUUGACAGUGAAAAUCCCGUGGAAAUGGUUCUUGUGAUGACUGUAGAACCUGGAUUUGGUGGGCAAAAGUUCAUGCCAGAAAUGAUGGAUAAGGUGCGUGUUCUAAGGAAGAUGUAUCCAUCACUUGAUAUAGAGGUUGAUGGUGGUUUAGGGCCUUCAACUAUUGAAAUGGCUGCUUCAGCAGGAGCAAAUUGCAUAGUUGCUGGGAGUUCAGUAUUUGGAGCUCCUGAGCCAGCUGCAGUUAUAUCCCUUAUGCGAAAGAGUGUUUUGGAAAAUCAGGAGAAAUGUUAACAUUAUUACCGGCAAGAUAAACAUAUGGGUUUUCAUGAGAAAAUUUUUAUGGAUUGUACACUACAUUGGUCUCACAUGAUAAGAUUUGAAAUUCAAUAAAAUGACACUAAUAUUCACAUCAUCUCAUGAUGUGACCUUUUUAGA
Molecule: messenger RNA, 1094 nt
Organism: Durio zibethinus
Lineage: Eukaryota; Viridiplantae; Streptophyta; Magnoliopsida; Malvales; Malvaceae
Product: Aldolase-type TIM barrel family protein
Biological process (GO): pentose-phosphate shunt; carbohydrate metabolic process
Molecular function (GO): D-ribulose-phosphate 3-epimerase activity
Source: RefSeq, a predicted model, not a curated record